Molecule: messenger RNA, 1611 nt
Organism: Auanema sp. JU1783
Lineage: Eukaryota; Metazoa; Nematoda; Chromadorea; Rhabditida; Rhabditidae
Source: the annotation of a GenBank genome assembly
AUGGCCAGAAGAAAAAGCAGAAGCCGUAAUGCUAAAGCUUCUGCAAGGGGUAGGAUAGGCUCUAAUUUCGGAAAAUCCAAGCGAUCUAGAAAAUUGGAUGACCGGGAUGAUGCCCUUGCUGAGCAAGAGAAGAGAAUCGAGAAGAUAAAAAAAGUUUCAGCUUCGGAGUUACAUGAGCAAGAACUAGCUCGUCAACCUCACACUAUCGUCAUCAGACGUGGAAAAGUAGGAAAGUAUGUGAGAGCUUUAGAGAGAGAUUUACGUAACGUAAUGUCCCCGAACACUGCUAUGAAGUUGAAGAUCAAUAAGGAUAACAAUAUCAAAGAUUUUAUUGUUACUGGUGCAGUUCUUGGUGUUACAAACAUGAUGGUUUUGACUAUGAGUGACAACGGUCUUCAAUUGCGUAUGAUGAGAUUUCCGCAAGGUCCUACUCUGUGCUAUAAAGUUAAACAAUAUUCUAUUGCUCGCCACAUUGUUUCUUCUCAAAAGAGACCAGUGUCUUCCGAUUCGUUUUAUAAGCGUUUACCCCUUGUUGUUAUGAACGGCUUUGCUGGUCAAGAGAAACAUUUGAAUUUAGUUCAAACUUUCAUUCAGAACAUGUUUCCCAGUUUGAAUGUCGAUACGAUUAACUUGAAAACAGUUAAGCGAUGUUUGAUGGUAAAUUAUAACAAAGAAGAUGACACAGUUGACAUACGGCAUUAUGCUAUCAGAGUAGUUGCUUCCGGUCUCACCAAGUCUACUAAAAAAAUAAUCAAAGCUGAAAAACUAGCCACCAAAGCAGUUCCCGAUCUUUCAAGAUAUAAGGACAUAUCCGAUUUUUUUUUGAAUCCGGGCCAAUUGAGUGAUAGUGAGUUUGAGGGAGAGCAACAGGAAGUGGAGCUGCCUCAGGAAAUUAGUCCUGCUACAGGAUGUGGUGUUGGUCAAGCUACUAAUGUCAGAUUAAUGGAGUUAGGCCCCAGACUGAAGCUUGAAUUAGUGAAGAUAGAAGAAGGAAUUGACGAAGGAGAAGUCUUAUACCAUAAGUAUGUCGAGAAGACUCCAGCUGAAGUUAUGGAACUAAGAAAGAAGGCUCCACUAGUCAAGAAGCUGAAGAAGCAAGCUGAGCGAGACAGUCAGCACAGAGCUAUUCGCCGAUUGACUGCUCUUAAAGAGAGUAAAGAUAGAGAGGAAGCUGAGUUCAAGAGCUAUAUGGAGAAGGCUGCCAGACAGCAAGCGGCAGCUACUGGUCAGUCGGAAGAAAUUGAAAAUCAACGCGAAAGAGAUCGCGAAAUCGCAAUGAAUCGUGAGAGAGAGGAGAAAGAACAAGAAGAGAGAGGCGAUGAACCAAGAGGCAAAAGGGUGUUUAAACGUCGUGGAUACUACGAAAGGCAAGAGCAAGCUAAAAUAGCUCGUGGUGAAGAUGAUAACGGUUACUCUAACGAUGCCCGUAGUGAUAGAGAUUCACAAAGGCCAGCAGGUCGUGGUAGAUCAGGCGGACGAGGAGGAAUGAGAGGCCAAGGUAGGCCCGGAGGACCUGGAAGGUCAAACAGUUUUGGAGGAUCUCGUGAUAGAUCAAAUGGAGACGGUCGGUUAGACUACUCAAGGAAGAAGAACAGUCGCGGCAGAAAUUAA